GGUAUUUAUUACUGGCAAUCAUCGUGGAUGUUUAAUUUGAUUAUCCUAUAAUGAACUAUCAUGGGGUUAUAUGGCAGUCAUAGAAAAAAUAAUGUCUAACUUAACAGAUAAGACACUGACAUCCUUAACACCCCUAGAAAUAGAGGCGGUAGCCACAUAGCGAUAAAUGCCAGUACAGCAGAAGCAGCAACAGCUUGCUAUUCUUGGACUUGAGUGUUUUUCAGUCACACAGGCCGGAGUGAGGAACACGGCGCCUGGGUGAAGGGGACCUUUUAUUUCCUACGUAAAAAAUAUAAAAGCUGGAUAUAUCACUCUGAAGGCCCUCUCCUGAGUGAUGCUGUGAUCUGAGCCCAUCUUCAGCCUGUUUGUACUCUUCAGCCACCAGGAAAACAUGUCAUCGUCAUAUGCUGCUGCCAUAACAGCCCUUGUUUCAGACAGCUCUUCCAUUAAACCAGCCCAACCCAGCCCUGAACAAUCCCCCAACCCAGAGGGGAGUCCUGAACGCCCCCCCCUGCGUAGUAAACCUGCCCACAGCACUCCAUCUGCACAUCCUCAGUCACUUGAGCCUGUAGGAUCUUACGAUGAGCAACAGGAGAACCCUGCAGACUAUGACAUAGGAGGUUACUACCGGGUUGAAAUCGGGGAUAUUUUUGUUGACCGUUACCAAGUGGUUAAAAAGUUGGGAUGGGGUCACUUCUCUACUGUAUGGCUUUGCUGGGAUAUGGAGAAGAGGCGUUUUGUGGCUCUGAAGGUGGUGAAGAGUGCUCAAACAUUCACAGAGACGGCAUUGGAUGAGAUCAAACUUCUAAACUGUGUUAGGGACAGUGAUCCCAAAGAUCCAAAGCGUGAGAGAGUUGUGCGUCUCAUUGAUGACUUUAGGAUCGCUGGAGUAAAUGGGGAGCAUGUCUGCAUGGUAUUGGAGGUGCUUGGACACCAGCUGCUGAGGUGGAUCGUUAAAUCAAACUACACUGGCCUCCCCUUACCCUGUGUAAAAAGCAUCCUCAGACAGGUUCUGCAGGGUUUAGAUUACUUGCAUUCUAAAUGCAAGAUUAUCCACACGGACAUCAAGCCAGAAAACAUCCUCCUGAGAGUGGGAGAGGCUUACAUUCAGAAACUGGCGGCUAACACCAAGCUGUGGCAGCUGCCAGUGUCCUCUGCUUUCACUAGCUCCCCAGUGAACAGAAGCUCCAGAGAAAAACAGAAUUUGUCCAACUUAUUGGGGAAGCUGACUGGGGUUUUCCACAGUCUUGGCGAAUGGUCUAGUAGAAUGUCCAGCAGCCCGAUGAAGCGACUAACAAGGAAAGAGAAGAGUCGACGUGGACAGAAGAGUGUACCUGAGAACCAUCAAAAAGACAAACUAUGUGUAUCAUUCUCUGAAGAUGCUGCUCCAUCCAGCGCCCAAAGCUCCAAGCGUCACUCAAAGCUCACAGGCCUCUCUAACCUUAUGUUUAGAAGGCACAGUAUGCUCUUUGAGGAUGGACCGGACCAUGCACCAAAAAACCACAGAGCUUCCAUGUGCUCGUGGCCAAACCUCAACACAGAUGAUCCAGUCACUAGUUCUAGAUCUGUGCUAUUACACCAGACUGACAGAAGGCUAUUACCUUCACCAUCCUCCUCCCGUGUGGUCAGGGACUCAGAUGUGCUCUUGGACCUGCUAAAGCCCCAAAAUGCUGAUCAAAUUCUCAUCAAGAUUGCUGACCUGGGCAAUGCCUGCUGGGUGCACAAACACUUCACUGAGGACAUCCAGACGUGUCAGUACCGCUCUGUGGAGGUUCUGAUUGGUGCUGAUUACAGCACGCCAGCUGACAUCUGGAGCACUGCCUGUAUGGCUUUUGAGCUCGCCACAGGGGACUAUCUGUUUGACCCCGAAGCGGGACCAACAUUCACCCGAGAGGAAGAUCACAUUGCCCACAUCAUUGAACUGCUGGGACCCCUCCCAUCUCACUUUGCCCUCUCUGGGAGGAAUUCCAAAAAAUACUUCAACCGUAAAGGAAAUCUGCGACACAUUUCAAAGCUGAAGCCAUGGAGCCUAUUUGAGAUUCUGCUGGAUAAGUACGAGUGGCCGCGUGAGGAAGCCCUUCAGUUCAGCUCCUUCCUCCUGACCAUGCUGGAGCUGCUGCCAGAGGAGAGAGCCACAGCUGCCCAGUGUCUCAAACACCCCUGGAUCACCUCCUGAUGUUCUGGUUCUGUCUUGUUCAGAACCCAGUGGACUAGCUCUCUUUCCUGGAGCAAGCUCAGACACACUGAAAGUGUCAUGGGACUCAGAUAGCCAUGGGACAUGUAGAAAUUGUCCGCAGCUGGCAUUAUGAGCCCAUUAUUUGCCUUUUUUUAGUAUUUUAAUAGCUGUCACAUCUAGUUCAGCAAUGUCACAAGAAGAUGUCAUACUGGAAAACUGAGUUCUUAAAUUAUA
This is a messenger RNA of Notolabrus celidotus (New Zealand spotty), 2410 nucleotides long. Its product is annotated as SRSF protein kinase 2-like. Gene Ontology annotation, biological process: spliceosomal complex assembly; regulation of mRNA processing; protein phosphorylation. The coding region runs from base 392 to 2176 and encodes 594 amino acids. The record is from RefSeq and is a predicted model, not a curated record. Lineage: Eukaryota; Metazoa; Chordata; Actinopteri; Labriformes; Labridae. Gene Ontology annotation, molecular function: ATP binding; protein kinase activity. The transcript has 15 exons.